GCACCGGGGCGUGGAGGCGGUAGCGCGCACGCGCGCAGGAGUCUGGCCCGGGCCGAGCGCGCGGCCCGACUACUGCGGUGACUAGCAUGCAUAUGCCCAUCCUCUGACUUGCUGCCCCUCCACUGACAUGGCCCACCGGGGUGGGGAGAGGGACUUCCAGACUUCAGCUCGGCGCAUGGGCACCUCGCUGCUAUUCCAGCUGUCAGUGCACGAACGGGAGCUGGACCUGGUGUUUCUGGAUCAUAGCUAUGCCAAGCCUUGGAGUGCCCACCCAGAUGCCAGUAGUGCUCGCCCCACCCGCAUGCUCUUUGUCACUCCUCGGAGGCAGCAUGAAAGUACCAUUGAAUCAGAUGUCCCAAUUGAUGUGGAGACGGUCACAUCAACCCCUGUGCCGCUGUAUGACAAUCAGAAGGCACGCAGCGUGAUGAAUGAAUGUGAAAGACAUGUCAUCUUCGCCAGGACAGAUGCCGAUGCCCCUCCCCCACCAGAGGACUGGGAGGAGCAUGUUAACAGGACUGGCUGGACAAUGGCCCAGAACAAGCUAUUCAACAAGAUCCUCAAAGCCCUGCAGUCUGACCGGCUUGCCCGCUUGGCCAAUGAAGGGGCUUGUAAUGAGCCAGUGCUUCGCCGUGUUGCCGUGGACAAGUGUGCGAGGAGAGUGCGGCAGGCUCUGGCAAGCGUGAGCUGGGACACCAAGCUGAUCCAGUGGCUGCACACCACCCUUGUGGAGACAUUGAGUCUGCCCAUGCUGGCAGCCUACCUGGAUGCUUUGCAGACGCUGAAAGGGAAGAUCCCGACCUUGAUUGACCGGAUGCUUGUGUCAUCCAACACAAAAACAGGGGCUGCAGGAGCUGAGGCCUUGUCUCUCCUAUUGAAGAGGCCCUGGGACCCUGCUGUCGGUGUGCUUUCUCAUAAUAAACCAAGCAAACUCCCUGGCUCUCCUCUGAUUCUCAUCGCUUCCUCUGGCCCCUCCAGCUCCGUGUUUCCCACCUCACGCCGCCACCGCUUUUGGCAAUCUCAACUCUCCUGCUUAGGCAAGGUCAUCCCUGUAGCCACCCAUCUGCUGAACAAUGGCAGUGGGGUAGGAGUUCUGCAGUGUCUCGAGCACAUGAUCGGGACAGUGAGAAGCAAAGUGCUGGAGAUUCACAGCCAUUUCCCACACAAGCCCAUAAUCUUGAUUGGCUGGAACACAGGAGCUUUGGUGGCCUGUCAUGUGUCAGUGAUGGAGUACGUCACUGCAAUUGUCUGCCUUGGGUUUCCUCUGCUUACCGUGGAUGGCCCCAGAGGGGAUGUGGAUGAUCCCCUCUUGGAUAUGAAGACUCCAGUCCUCUUUGUCAUUGGUCAGAAUUCCCUGCAGUGUCACCCUGAAGCCAUGGAGGACUUCCGGGAGAAGAUUCGGGCUGAGAACAGCUUGGUGGUGGUUGGGGGAGCUGACGAUAAUCUCAGAAUAAGCAAAGCAAAGAAGAAAUCAGAAGGGUUGACUCAGAGCAUGGUGGACAGAUGUAUUCAGGAUGAGAUUGUGGACUUCCUCACUGGAGUGCUCACUCGCACUGAGGGUCACGUGGGCUCGGAGCCUCGGGACCAGGAUGCUGAGAAGAAGAAGAAGCCCCGUGAUGCAGCCCGCAGAGACCUGGCCUUUGAAGUCCCUGAGCGGGGCAGUCGACCUGCCUCCCCAGCUGCCAAGCUGCCUGCCUCACCCUCGGGCUCGGAGGAUCUCUCCAGUGUGUCCAGCAGCCCUACCUCGAGUCCCAAGACUAAAGUGACCACAGUGACCUCUGCCCAGAAGUCCAGUCAGAUUGGGAGCUCUCAGCUGCUAAAGAGACAUGUACAGCGGACAGAAGCUGUGCUGACCCACAAACAAGCCCAAGCACAGUUUGCUGCUUUUCUGAAACAAAAUAUGCUGGUGAGGAAAGCUCUUCCUCCUGGCACCUCCUCCUGUCUCUUUGUUCCCAUUUCAUCGGAACCAACAGAGGAAGCAGAGAAAGAGGAUCUUAGGGUCCAGCUGAAGCGGCAUCAUCCCUCAAGUCCUCUUCCUGGCAGUAAGACCUCCAAGCGACCGAAGAUCAAGGUGUCCCUUAUCUCCCAAGGGGAAACAGCUGGAGGGCCUUGUGCUCCUUCCCAAGGAGGAGCUCCAGAAGCGGCAGGUGGGAAACCCAUCACCAUGACACUGGGGCAGGCUUCUGCAGCGGCCAAGGAGCUCACAGGACUUCUUACCACAGCCAGGUCGAGUGCUUCUGAAGGUGGAGUCUCAGCCAGCCCAGCCCCUUCAGUGGUGGCAAGCAGCACUGCGCCCAGUGCUUUGCACACCAUCCAGAGCCGCUUGGUGGCCACCUCUCCUGGUAACUCCCUCCCAGGGGCCACAUCAGCCAGCAGCCUCCUCCAAGGCCUCAGCUUCAGCUUGCAGGAUAUCAGCAGCAAGAGCUCUGGCCUCCCAGCAAAUUCUUCCCCAGGGCCAGUCCCACAGGCCACCAGUGUGAAGUUGCCCACCCCCAUGCAGAGCCUGGGUGCCAUCACCACGGGCACCAGCACCAUUGUCCGUACCAUUCCUGUGGCCACCACUCUCUCCUCCUUGGGUGCCACUCCUGGUGGGAAGCCCACAGCCAUCCACCAGCUGCUGACCAAUGGGGGCCUCGCUAAGUUGGCAAGCAGCCUCCCUGGCCUGGCUCAGAUCUCUAACCAAGCAUCAGGCUUGAAGGUCCCCACCACUAUUACUCUGACACUCCGUGGCCAGCCGAGCAGAAUCACCACACUGAGCCCCAUGGGCUCAGGAGCAGCCCCGUCUGAGGAGCCCACCUCCCAGGUGCUGCCCUCCAGCUCACAGCGCCUGCCCCCAGCACCCUGAAGAUGCCGUGUGAUAUGUCCUCCUUACCAGGUUGGUGAUGCCUGCCUCACGGUGGGCCCUGGACACAUGCGUGGUCCUGCUGAGCUGUCCAUGUGUCUGAAGACCUCUUUAAGACAGUCAUUUUUGCCUCUCUGCCAACUUUCUUCAGGGGUUAGGCCUUUGGGUCUUCAGAGAAACCAUGAGGUUAGGUGAUACAGCGCCAGCAAAGGAAGCACCGUCCUCAAGGACCUGCAAGUCCGGCUCCAGAAUCCCCAGCCUCCCCAGCAGACCUAGCUGUGCACGGAUCGGAGUGCACUUCCUCCCCUGCUCAAGCUGAGGUUUAACGCUAGUGUCAGGGUUGGACUGAGUGCUACAUUUAUUGAAGGAGUUUCCUUUUGCAAGUCUGUGCUACUCCGUGUCCAGUUGAGAAGAGACGUCCACAUGGCCUGGGGCUGCAGGAGUUAGGAUUGAGAGCCUUUGCUAAGGACUGAGCUUGUCCUGGCUUGCUGGCUGGUGGCUCAGAGCCAAAAGGGAUUGUUUUAGAUAUCACUGUUGGCUUCACUGAGCAGCCAUAGGAGAGUAUUCCCCAUGCAACUCCCCAUCAGAAACCACAUCAGAUACUGAGUAGCCUGCUGAGACUUGGGAACUUAGCGAUUUUUGUGUUUUAUGAUGAAGGCAAAGAGAACGGGCUGUCAUCUUUCAGCCCCUUCGGCUUACUGUAGAUGUGGGAAGCCAUGGUUGCCAGGAGGUGAAAGCUGGUCCCUUUCUUUGUUUUAGCAUGCUUUGGGCAAUUCCUACAUCCAGAGAGUUUUCAGGUCCAGGUAGGCUGAAGAAGAGGCAUGGAACAGCAACAGAAGUGGUUUAAAGGAUGUGCCAGUAAGCCCUGUGGUGAAAACAGUUUGGGUUUGGGUCUCUGCAUCUGGCACCUCAGGAACUGGUGAUUCUGCUGGAGAUGAGAAGAAUUUGCCAAGUCAGAGGGAAGAAAGCUCAACACCUGAAAGUCCUGUCUCCAGUAUCUGGAGGUGAAGUUGGGAAAACAAGCUACAUAGUGUCUUGGUCUUCACAGGAAACUUAGGGCAUCAGAAUGACAAAGUUCUUGGUUCACUGUUUUUGUUUCUGAGAAUUUUUGUCUUUUGACUUAGAGGUGGGAAGAUUAUUGGCAGUGACUGUACUAUGCCAGGGCUAUUGCUACUAGCCUGAGCCCUGUAGGUGGUAAUCUCUGGAGAAGUGGUCACCAAAGAUGGAGCUCUGAGCUUUCUCAUUACCUCUUCACAACACUUGGUGCAAAGGUAGUUUUAGAUUUAUCUUGGAACUUAUCCUCCAGAGCAGGCUUCCUUCCCUUCUAUAAUGUUUCCAGUCAAGGUGAUACACAGGGCAACCCAAGUGUGAUCUGCUUAGUGUCCUUUUCUAUAGGCAGGGAGGGCCCACAACAUGGCUCAAAUUGUGGUCCAUGGUCCUGACCCAUGUUGCUGUGUGUAUCUACACCAGACCCCUUGUGUUCAGUCCAGUCAGAGGUAGCCAGGAGGAAGCGCACAGUGUGCAGGAAUUUCAGUUGCAGUCGGUCAGGAGGAGGCUGUGUGGUAGGAGUAGAGGGAGAUCCUAUACCAAACCUUCCCUCCCUGACCUGAAGAGCUGGUCUCAGCAGUAAUUCACACAGAAUUAGGCUACAUUUUUGCAUUAGCUGGUAAGUAACUUUCUGAAAUUCAGGAGGUAUUUCAUAAAUUUGAGGAAGGUAUGAAAUUUGAAAGAGGCAUCCAGGAUUUAAGAGUUUGAUAGCUUUACAGAUAGGAUCAUAACACACCAAAAGAUCAGAGGACAGUAAGGCUGUAUGAAGCUAUGUGGAGCUUUUAGGAAUCAUUUAGGACAGACAGAAGGUCCUAAACAACCCAUUCCUGACUUAGGAAAGCAGCCUAGACAACACUGGAGGGGCUGCUCCUGAAAGAUGCUGGUCAGGUGUAUGCUGGGGCCAAAAAGAAACUAAGAAAUUGACCAGGCUUUGUGGUAAAUCCUAGUGCACCUCCUGUGAAUGACUUCCUAAGGCUUGGGCUAUACACCUUGAAGAACUCCAGAACUGUGGAGAAGGGAGCUGCGAGAACAUUGGUGGUUCUGCACCUUGAGGGACAGGCGAACAGGGGAAGUGGUUGAAGUUUAUCAAGUCAUGUUCCCCAAUUCCCUUCUCAAACCACACUUCUUGAAAUGAAAAAGGAAGCUUUACCUAUCUCAUAGCAGAACUGGAAUCUAUAACCUCAGAAGGUGAUUUUAUUGGUGAAAAUGUAGAAGUAUCAAGAAGGCCAUACAUUCUUGGAUGACAGAUGCAUGUUGAUGCCUUAUGGAAGAUAUCCCUGGGCUUUGAGAAGAGGUUACUGAGGAAGAUCUUUCUGCUCUUGGUCCCAGCGCUAGAACAAUCUUGGGAUGGAUGGGGUUAUAGAGCUGAGCCCUUACGGCAGUUCUGUUCUUACCGUUAGCAAAAACAAUUAAAAAAAGCCAAAAAACCAC
This is a messenger RNA of Microcebus murinus (gray mouse lemur), 5317 nucleotides long. It is a transcript of the gene KANSL3, whose product is annotated as KAT8 regulatory NSL complex subunit 3. The record is from RefSeq and is a predicted model, not a curated record. Gene Ontology annotation, cellular component: NSL complex. Gene Ontology annotation, biological process: positive regulation of transcription by RNA polymerase II. NCBI's taxonomy places the organism in Eukaryota, Metazoa, Chordata, Mammalia, Primates, Cheirogaleidae.